UACAAAUCGUAGUGAAAUGUCAAUAUUUUAUCCUCCCUUAAAGACGAGACAACAGUUUUUUUUAUUUGCCAAAUUUUUGGUUCGCCCUACUUUGCCGCCUUUGAUACUAUACGACUCAUAUAUCACGUUUUUAUCACGCUCAAUUGUCAAAUUACUAUGGAAUUUGACAGUAAGACAUGAUAAAAAACGUGAUAAAAUGUAUAAUGUAGUGCUCAUGCUACAUGGACUGGAAGUACAGUUUUACCGAUUCAAUUUCGCUCGAAAUCUUAAUACUCUGAUGAAUCACCGAAAGUAUAAUUUUCAUUUUCUUAGAGCAUUUAUUUUAUUCUUAAGAAUAACUCCAGAAACUAACUAAGAGUUAAGCUUCAGUUUUUUUUAAAUAAAUAUUAAAGAAGAUUCAGUGAAUACAAAAAUGUGUAAAGUGAUAUUAGCUGUAGUGAGAUGUAUUCGAGUGAUGUACGAGACUGUUUUCGAGUUCUUCUUCUCGUUAUACUGGGAACGUAAGAAACAGGUCAUACCAGACUUGGAGGCAAAGCACUCCUUCCUCUCAGAGAGCGCUGUGACCUUGGCCAAGAAGAUUAGGAAUAGGGAGCUGAAAUCAGAAGAAUUGGUGGAAGCAGUGAUCGCAAGGAUAAAGCAGGUGAAUCCCAUCAUCAAUGCGGUUGUCGACGACAGAUACGAGCAAGCUCUAGCCGAAGCCAGAGCAGUGGACAGCCUGAUAGCCACCGGCGUCACUGACAUCGAAAAACAUAAACCAUUCCUGGGGGUUCCAUUCACCACGAAGGAAUCGCAGACCGUGAAGGGGCUCUCGUUGACGUGGGGUCUCAUCUCGCGGAAGAACAAGCGAGCCGACGAGGACUGCGAGUCGGUCGUCAGACUCAAGAAUGCUGGCGCUAUCCCCAUCGCUGUUACCAAUCUCCCUGAACUGCUUAUAUGGUCAGAGGGUAGGAAUCCACUGUAUGGUGCGACGAAGAAUCCGCACCACACUGGGCGCACAGCCGGGGGUUCCAGCGGCGCUGAAGCUGCCCUUAUGGCCACUUAUAGCACGGUGAUAGGUCUCAGUUCUGAUGUUGGUGGUUCCACUCGAAUACCUUCCUUCUACUGCGGGAUGUUUGGAUACCAUCCAACAGCUGACAUCAUCAACUUAAAAGGAUUGUUCUCGCGGACCGGCGAAGAGGCUUCCAGCAUGUUUUGCUUCGGCUUCAUAUCGAAGCACGUGGAAGACCUGGCACCUCUGACCAGGAUCAUCGCUGGAGACAAAGCUAUAAAGCUCGGACUUGAUCGGGAAGUUGACAUAAAGGACAUAAAGGUGUUCUUCACAUCGUCCAUCAACGAUUGCUGGAUGAGUCCACCGAAGGCUGAAAUAAAGGAUGUCAUGAAUAGGGUAGUCCUGAAACUAGGGGAAGCUCUACCUAGCGAGAAUAAGCCCCGACCCUAUUACCACAAGUGUUUCGACAACAUCACCAACGUGUGGCGCCACUGGAUGACGAAGGAGCCUGAGGACUACUUCUCCAUGUAUACAGACGGGCAGGGCAAGCCGAACAUGCUGUGGGAGAUUAUCAAAAAGUUUUUCGGGUUCAGCAAGCACUGCCUGUACCUCGUGAUGCGGCUCGCAGGCGAGCAGCUGUUGCCGGCCGUCGACGCCGUUUGGGCGGAACAACUCACGCAAUCUCUAAAGGACGAGUUAUUCUCUCAACUGGGUGAUAAUGGCGUGCUGCUAUUGCCGAGCGGUCCGAUGCCGAGCCCGUAUCACUACUACACGUACAUAUGCCCAUAUAACUUCGCGGCGUUCGCUGUGGCCAACGUGCUCAAAUGCCCAGCGGUUCAGGUUCCCAUAGGAGUAAACAGUAAGAAGAUACCCAUGGGCAUUCAGGUGCUCGCAGCUCCACACAACGAUGCCCUGUGUCUGGCAGUCGCCAAGUACCUCGAGAAAGAGUUCGGAGGCGCGGUCAUGGCCUGUAAAGCUAAUAAAUGAUAUGUUAUCCGCUCAAAAUUGUGCUAGUAAGGUCUUAAGUUUCACUUUUUCUACUAUCACGGUAAUGGUGACCUAAGAUGAUUAAAUACUACUUCUGAAAAAAUUAACUCAGCCAGGUUUUUCCUUUGUGUAGUUACACAACAGAGUGUUCUUUCUACGAACAAGAAUAAUGUGAAGUGUGAUAGCUUAUUUUAUUUAUAUGGAAGUAUCUUAUGUAAAUACCUUAUUAUAAGCUCAAGAUUUUUUAUAUGGUUGUUUAAGGUUUUUUAAUGAAAUUAUAUUAUUUUGUAUACAUAAUAUGAGGUUUUUAAUUGGUGUCCUAAGGUGUCCUUAACUUGACCAUGUGUUAUCAAUAAUGAUAACAGUCAUCAUCGUCAACCUAAAUUCACAGAUUACUAAUAUUAUGUCUCCUAAAUGUCCUUACGUGGUCCUCAGUGUUAAAUCCCAAUAUCUAUGGUCCCAUCCAUAUCCCAUCCCAUCUGUGAGAAACUUCGACUACUUAAAUAAAAUACCAAUAACGAAAAUUUAAGAAUUCAUAAAUGAAACAUGAUUAUGUUUCAUCAAAUGUCUAUAUUUUAGACCCCCGGAUGCAUUCCAUUUUGGCCAUUCAGUUCCUUAUCCUUAAAAUUAGCUAGUGGGUAUGCCCAUGCAACCAAAAUUGAAAUUUAUUAGGAUGGGAAUGUAAGCAAUCAAGAAUAAACAUAAUAUCAAAUGUUGCAAAAUGUU
This is a messenger RNA of Chilo suppressalis (striped riceborer), 2701 nucleotides long. The record is from the annotation of a GenBank genome assembly. Lineage: Eukaryota; Metazoa; Arthropoda; Insecta; Lepidoptera; Crambidae.